This is a messenger RNA of Amoebophrya sp. A25, 3261 nucleotides long. Lineage: Eukaryota; Dinophyceae; Syndiniales; Amoebophryaceae. The record is from the annotation of a GenBank genome assembly.
UGAAUUUCUAACAAACUCAAGACGACGAAGCUUCUAUAGAAGAUGGUGUACAAUAUUGAUUUAGUAGGUGUACUAGGAUCAUCCUUUUUCUUCAGAUUCUAAUUCAGUCAAGAAAUCAACAACAUGUCCUUUAUGAGGUUGGCCACUCUCUUUAGUUUGCUCAACAUUUUAGUUGUAGUUGUACCGGCAGCGCACAUACGACUCGCAACUACACAUGCUGCAGAGGACCAACUACAAUAUGGACAAGACCUUCUACUCCUCCGAGGAGAGGUUGGCGAAAGUUCUCCCGGAAGUAAGGAUGAAACAUCACCAAAUCAAGAACAACAUCAAGGUUCUUUGGGCGAUCAGGAUGAACACACCACUACUAGAAAGAAUACAGCAAUUGCAAUUGUUACUCCAAGUCCAACUAGUAGUACGAGAACUACAAGGAUCAAUCCCACCGAUGUCUCGGACCUUGCGCGCAGUGUCCGAAGACUCUAUUUGGAUCCGAACUCAGUGGCACGCCUGGCUUCCUGUUGCACUGACGCUGCGCAUACUAUACGAGAAGAAUUUGCAUCCGCGGAAACGGAGUUGAUGCAAUUGCUAACAGCGUUUUUGGGUGGCCUGGGAGACGAGGGAGAUUACAAUGUUGCAGAAUCACGACCGGCAGAAACAGAAAGACGAGAAGACAUUAGCAGAAGUUGUCCAGGACGAGGAACAAGUAGCUCAUCUUGUCGUGGUGGAUGGAACAAAAGAUCUUCCAGCCAGUUCUUCUCGGCUAGAGGUGAACCACAGAAUCACGAAAAGGGAACAAAACAUCUUCCAGCCAGCGGUCUUUUCGCGGGAUCCUCGUCUCCUACCCAACUAGUUGAAAGAAUGUCCGAGAUGCAUGCUGGUCGAACUGCUUUGAUUAAGGCUAGAAGUGUUAAGGUUUUCACAGGCCGUUAGAUAGUGACAGUGACUAUGAUCUUCUUCCACUGCCAGUCGCUGCUUCAUCAAUCAUCAUCUAGUGAGGACGGAGUAGCACGCUCCUUUUAUAUCCUUUCGAGUAAAGUCCUCAUCAUGAUAGUCAUAGUUGUACGAGUAAAGUCCUCAAGAGGACACCUCCACCAGAGAAAAUUAAAGACAACAACCCCUGGAGGUGUUCUCAACCACGGUCUCGCAUCGAGAGCAACUUCCUCGACGUCUAACCCAAGCCUAGACCAGCUUUUAACGGUGCUAGACUCUGCAGGGAUGGGAAAUGCAGGUGUUAGGAAGAAGCUCACAGACUUGCUCUAUUCGAAAUAUCGAGCGGCUGGUGAUAGUUAUGAACACGAUUCUAUGUUAGAGGACCUUAGAAAUAGUCAUUUUUAAUCUUAAUUUUUGUUAGUUUGCCGAUUCAUCUUGUUUCUUGUUCAACGAUGAUGUUGAUGUGGAAUGAAUCUGCCUUGCUCCUCUAAUUUGAAUUUCCCAGCACCUUAUCACCUGGUGACGUCCGUAGAAAUCCAUUACGGAGGGUCGAGCCCGUAGAUAUCGGCGGAGGGCCCCGACGUCGAACGAAUCUACUCUCAGCGUCAAGCGGUUCCUGUGCAAUUGCGUGGCCUAGUCAGCAUAGAUUGCAAGAACAGCAAGGGCUGAGAAGAACAAAGCACGAAGUAGUAGAUUAUGUUGGCACAACCACGACAAGCACAAGAAGUGACCAUAACCAUAACCAUACAAGAGCCACUACCACGAGGACUACUUCGACUAAAGAAAUAUCAAAGGACGAACUUGAAGACGUGGAUGCGGAUGAUAACAAGAGUUUGCAAAACCUGCUAGAGAACAAGAAAGAGAACGACUACAGUUAAGGCUUCCCCUAAUCCAUCCCUGUAGGCAUCCCUCAGACAUAUGCGCCCCAAUACAAGGGAGACACUCACGCAUAUGCUUGAGGGAUUUCCACAGGGGUGAAUAGGGGAGAGCUCUAAUACAGAGAAAUUAAUCGAAACCUCGUCGAGAAAGUAGAUGCGCCAUCUUCUUCAUCAACAUCGACUUGUUCCCGCUCCCGCAGGAGCUCUGCCUGCAAACAAGAACAACUACAAGCUCAGCAUCAUCCAGACCACCAGCCACAACAUCAGCAUCAUUCGCACCACGCGCUGUCAGCACGAUUUCUCUUUACUUCGUGUGACCUCCCACGAAGGUCAGAUCUGAGUCGAGGGUGCAUUUUUGACAUCGUGAACCUGCCCGAUUUUUAUCUGAAGAUUUAUCGACACCCAUUGGGAUUGACCUUAUGACAGGGGGAGCUAGUUGAAGAAGUUCAUCUUGUACUUUCGAAGAUGAACUACAGAAUCUGUAGAAGAUUCUGAGAUAGUGAAGCUUAUAUAUAGCAAUAGUCGUGAAGUAGAUCAUAGUACUGAGUUGUGCUUCUAGUAACAAGAGAAUCAUUUUUAUAUUAGCGUGUACUAAAAUCAUAUUGAAAAACAUUCUACAUCUACUACUAGGCUGUAGAGCAAGAACUUGAGUACUACAACUAGACUUCUGAUUCUUCUAUGAGCGGAUCGCAGAAGUCUCUUCAUCUAAUUUCUAACCGCGAAGGACGGGAUUUGCAGACGCUGAUCAGUUUCAUGCCAAAGGAUCAGAGCCUUGACGUAUGGGAUCGCGUCUUGCUGAGCGAUCUUAGUAUAGGGUGAGUUUGUAGUAAUGAACUACUUUCUUGAAAUUCUAAAGUCGGCAUGCUGAUGCUUAUAAGGGGAGUUUGAACUUUUGCAUACUGAUGUUAUUAUACAUAGGGGGAGUUUUUUUUAACAUUGUAGGUUGUUGAGUAGUUUGAAGUUUUUCAGCGUUGAAGAAAGCAUGGAUGUUACGUGCGAGUACGUGGCCACUACUUUGUACGCAAGUUUGUAACUAAUGUGUAAAAAUUGAAGGAACCAGCAUCAACUUCAAGAACUUUAUGAUCAUGAAAUAAUACUAGGUAUAGGUUUAGGUAGUAGAACAAGUAAGUACUAGUAGUAGAACAAAUGAUAUAGAAUACCGAUUCAGUUUCAGAUUCGUCUGUGGUUUGCGAAGAUUCGUCUGUGGUUUGAGAGCAACAUACAUUUCGUUCUCUAUAAGAUGCUGAGAAUAUACUUCAUUAUGUUUUUUAUCACGCGAUUUCGAUUAUAAUGCUGAAAUCAGGGCAUUUUCUUGAGGAGAAGCAGCUGCAUUUUUUGUACGAUCAUGACUGAAGUUUGUUAAAACGCAAAGGUUGAGUCAAAAAAACCGAAGGAAUCAAAAUUCUUACUCAUAUGUCGGACCUCCCUAGUACGCCGACGGGGAACAAUGGGUUAU